ACAUCUCGAGGUGUCUCGAAGUGUUAUAUUUGGUUACUGCAAAUUGCGAGUGAGGCAUCUUCUAGAAGUUAUUCGGAUUUCCAAAUAGAUUUUAAUACAUUUACUCUACAAAGGCAAAGUCUGAAAUCAUUGUAUUUGCCACCAUGUCUGGUAUUCUACAGCGUUUGGGGAAAAGACAUGCAGAAAUAUUAGUUAGUUGGUUUCCAUCCUUAGCUACGUAUGGAGUAACUGGAACUUUGGGACUGCUAUAUUUUACCGAUUGGAAAGCUGUUAUAAAAUAUAUUCCAUUCUAUUCAGGGAAAUUAAGCGAAGAAUAACUUUUCAAUAAUAAAUAAGUCGUACGCAAACGUAUGAUUUUUAAGUAUGUUAUACCUACUUAUUUAAUAGAUUAAUAAAAGUAAUCGUAUAUAGGA
Orussus abietinus is the source of this 413-nucleotide messenger RNA. Its product is annotated as cytochrome b-c1 complex subunit 10-like. Gene Ontology annotation, biological process: mitochondrial electron transport, ubiquinol to cytochrome c. The transcript has 2 exons. Bases 144 to 317 code for a protein of 57 amino acids. Gene Ontology annotation, cellular component: mitochondrial inner membrane. The record is from RefSeq and is a predicted model, not a curated record. Lineage: Eukaryota; Metazoa; Arthropoda; Insecta; Hymenoptera; Orussidae.